AUGAGGUCAGAAGCAGGGAAAACUACAUUUCCCCCGCCGGAGCGAGGCACUGAUUGGUGUGGAGAAUGCUGGCGAGGGGACUUGUGGGAAGAGAAGCAGCCUGUAGGAAGUCAAUUCCCGGCACGCCGCUCUUCUUUCCCCAGUUGUGCCGGGGCCGCCGGCUCCCGGAGUAUAGUCAGCCGUUGGCCGCGCCGCCUCCCAGUUAUGAGGCGCCUCAGCCCCUAUCUGAGCCGGGCUGCGCUGCUGUCGCGCGGCCGGCCGCCUCCCUGGAGCUCCCCGCGGGCCUGGCUGGGCGCCGCGUGCCCGGAGAAGGCGGCGCUGGCCCCGACCGCGACCGCAACCGAGGAGUGGGGUCCGGAGCUGGGCUCGUGGCCUGAGCGUCUGGCUGACUUGGUGACGCCGUUGUGGCGGCUGGCCUACGAGCAGCAGCUGCGGGUGAAGGCGGAGGCGCUGCGCGGCCUCCUGGAGCGGCUGGAGGAGCGCCUGCGGUCGCUGGGGAGCCCGGACGCCGCCGAAGCGGGCGCGCUGUGCUCUCGCCUGCAGCCCUUCCGGCCGUCGCCGGUGAUCGAGGGCUACCGGAAUAAGUGCAACUUCGCCAUCCGCCAGAGCCCCGACGGGCGUCCCAGGACAGUGGGCUACGUGCUGGGCGGCGGGCAGGAGCAGCGGCUGGUGUGCGUGCCGCCCGCGCACCUGAAGCACAUCCCCGAGAGGCACCAGCGCGUGGCCCGCUGCUACCAGGCCUUCCUGGCACAGAGCCCGCUCGAGCCCUACCUGGACGUGGCGGCCAGCGGCCACUGGCACGAGCUCACGGUCAGGAGCACGCGGCGUGGGCACACGAUGGCCGUCAUCUCCUUCCACCCGCAGCAGCUGGGGCCUGAGGAGCUGUGGGUGCAUAAAGAGCAAGUCCGGGACUUCUUCACCCGGGGGCCCGGGGCCGUUUGUGACCUGACCUCGCUUUACUUGCAGGAGAAUGCCAGUGCCCAGUGCGGCCAGCAGCAGCCCUGCUACCAGCUGCUGGCGGGAGAGCCGCACAUUUUCGAGGACCUGGCGGGCCUGAGGAUCCGCAUCUCUCCCGGCGCCUUCUUCCAGAUUAACGGAGCUGCUGUCGAGGUUCUCUACCAGGUGGUGGGGGAGCUCAGCGGGGUGGACGCCAAUACUCUCCUCCUUGACCUCAGCCAGGGAACUGGGGCCACCAGCCUGUCCCUGGCCAGGCGAACAGCCCAGGUCCUGAGCACUGGCUUGGUGGGCCAGGCCGUGGGGGACGCCAGGUGGACUGCUGCUUUCAAUGGAAUCACCAACUGGGAAUUCCACGACGAUCACGUGGAGAAUGUAGUGGCCCAGCUUGUCAAGUCCCAGGAGGCUGGUCAGUCGCUGGUGGCUCUGGUGGACCCUUCCCGGACUGGACUGAACAGCCAGGUGGUACGGGCCCUGAGGAACUGCAGAGCCAUCAGGACGCUGCUUUUUGUUUCCUGCUACCCCAGUGGCAAGGCCAAAAGAAACUUCCUUGAGUUGUGCUGCCCCCCAGACCCAGACAAGGAUCUGCUGGGGGACCCUUUUGUCCUGAGACAAGCUGUGCCUGUGGACAUGUUUCCACACACCCUGCACUAUGAGUUGGUGCUGCUCUUCACUAGGUGACUGCCCCCACCAUCUCAGCACUCUGCAGGCCUUCUCCGUUAAGGACUGAGUGUUAGCUUGUGCCAACUCGGGCAGGCCCUGGACUGACCCUGCUUUCAGAAGCUAGACUCCAACUUGAGUCUUAAGGGGCUUGCUUCCUGGCCCAUUGGCCAGGUCCUCCCAGCUUACCUCAAUCAACACACUGUUUUGUGCAAAGCAGGCCUUUGACGCAUGAAGUUCAAGUGAAAUGAGAGAAAGAUGACUGCAUUGGUGGAUUCUGGGAAGCAGAGAGUAGUGGCAGCAAGAGUUUGGGGCUGGUGGGCAGACUUCUGUUAGAUUCCAGGUCAAAUUGACCCUGGGAAGGAGACAGCCUAGCAGUUGCAGAGCCGUAGCCACUGGCAGGACCCAGCCUGAGCCAAGGUGCUGGAGCUGCCUUUACUGGUGUUUCCAUUCCCCUACUCUUGGCUAUAGGAAAAUCAUAGCCUAACCUGGUUGCUUUCUUCUUCAGUUGUUUGUGACUCUACCCCAUGUGGGGCUUUCUUGGCAAAGACUCUGGAGAGGUUUGCUGUUUCCUUCUCCACAGCCCAUUUUACACAUGAGGAACUGAGGCAAGCAGAGUAAAGUGGCUUGUCCUGGGUCACAGCUAGCAAGUGUCUGAGGCCAGAUUGGAAUUCAGGAAGAGGAGUCUUCAUGACUUCAGGCCUGCAGCUCCUAACUACUGCACCACCUAGGUGCCCCUUACCAGGUAGAGCUGAGUCCCAGCCAUGGAGAGGUUCAGUACCUAAACUUCUCUGAGAGGGGGAAAGGCAAUGAGACAGUACUCAGAGCAUUGGCUGUGAUUGAGUUUUGUGACUUCUUUGUUUAUCCUUGUCCUAAAUAAAAAUGAUAU
Messenger RNA from Dromiciops gliroides (monito del monte), 2503 nucleotides. Its product is annotated as tRNA (uracil(54)-C(5))-methyltransferase homolog. Gene Ontology annotation, molecular function: tRNA (uracil(54)-C5)-methyltransferase activity, S-adenosyl methionine-dependent. The coding region runs from base 1 to 1635 and encodes 544 amino acids. The transcript has 2 exons. Gene Ontology annotation, biological process: RNA processing. Lineage: Eukaryota; Metazoa; Chordata; Mammalia; Microbiotheria; Microbiotheriidae. The record is from RefSeq and is a predicted model, not a curated record.